Emiliania huxleyi CCMP1516 is the source of this 1321-nucleotide messenger RNA. RefSeq lists its product as hypothetical. Lineage: Eukaryota; Haptophyta; Isochrysidales; Noelaerhabdaceae. The record is from RefSeq and is a predicted model, not a curated record. The coding region runs from base 5 to 988 and encodes 327 amino acids. The transcript is spliced from 10 exons.
GCCCAUGCAGGCGAACGGGGUGGUGAAGGCUGUGUGCUCUCCCAAGCGGUCGCCAAGUGUCGGGAGCGUGUCGUCGAGCGACUUGGCGAAUGGCGACGACCAGGCCAACGGCGGCGAGACGGCUGUGCCAGCACGCGUAUCCCCGGCUGUGCACGCCUCGCUGUCCGCGAUGCCAGGACACAUGCCUCCAGCGCCGGGUUCGCCACUGGCGAAGGCAGGGCCGUCCGCCGAUGGAGAAGGCAAGUCGCUGCUGGGUGGGACGGCCCUCGAGCUCGCUGCGCUGCGCCAGCAGGUGGCGAUGCUGGAGAGCCGGCUGCGGGAGGCGGACCGGACUCGCCAGAUGUGGGAGGCAUGUAUGACGACGCUGGUGGGCUCCAUCCUGCUCGGGCCAGAGAUGAAUGAAAUGUACAAGCAGGAGUGCUCGAGCCUGCUCUCGCAAGCGCUGGUCGGCUUGGAGCAGAUCGACCGCGUGCGAUACGUCGAGUGCUCCUUCCCGUCGGUCUCGUCCGAGGCCCCGCGCCUCUCUCUCGAAAGCUGGGAGUCGAUCGCUCGCUCAGAGUGGCAGCUGCGCUGGUCGCCGAGCUGGAGUAUGCAGGUGGCGGUCGAGGGCUCGUACUACGUCUCCUUUCGGCUGCUGCUCAAGAUCGACUCGGUCCGCAUGUCGGGCGCCCUCGUCGUCAACGCCGCAAACGACUUGCGACAGAUCGGUCUCUCCUUCGCCGAGCUGCCUGCGCUCAAGAUGAGAGUCGAGUGCACCGUCUCGUGGGGCACGCUGCCGCUGCCGCUGCAGGACUACAUUGGCGAGACCGUCGUCAACGAGUUUCGCGCCUGGCUGACACGAGCGAUGGUCCAGCCCAACGAGCUCGUCAUCAAGCCCGCCGCCUUCCAGCCAAAGCAGACCCUCACCGACGCAGACGUCGAGCGCGCGAUGCGCGCCGCGUCGAUGGCGAGGGAGCUCUCUGAGGUGCAAAACGAGACGUUGCUGUGAUGCUGGACGCCCAGCCGCGGGCUACCGUGUGUGUCGCGCCGUCGCCGCUCGAACGAUUGCCGGGCGCGCUGACGAGACACCGAUGUGUGGCCGUGCCGCUUGACAACAUGUACAUGUACAACAUGUGCGCGCGGUCGGUCGGUUGUGCCGGCGGCCCCGCUUAUGCGGCCGUUCGGUGGUUGUGGCAGCGGCUUUCUGCAGCGUGCUUGGGGGGCAUUGCGUCUCGUGUGGCGCCGCCAGGGUGGCGCCGCUGUGCCGCGGGAUUCUUACCCGCGGCGCGUCGCGCCGACGUCUUUUCGUGAAGUAUGUGAUGUUAAACGCUAAUGACGGCGU